This is a messenger RNA of Poeciliopsis prolifica (blackstripe livebearer), 3256 nucleotides long. It is a transcript of the gene efhb, whose product is annotated as EF-hand domain family, member B. NCBI's taxonomy places the organism in Eukaryota, Metazoa, Chordata, Actinopteri, Cyprinodontiformes, Poeciliidae. The record is from RefSeq and is a predicted model, not a curated record. Bases 95 to 1768 code for a protein of 557 amino acids. Gene Ontology annotation, molecular function: calcium ion binding. The transcript is spliced from 13 exons.
ACCGUUGGCGGAUAAAUUCUCGAUUCAAAACGUUUCGCUUUAGCUGAACCGGAGACGCGACUAUUAACAAACCGGGUUGCUUUCCUAAUGCAAGAUGGAUGUAGCGGAAGAAAAAACCUCAGACCAGCUAAUGCAAGAUUUGAUCCACCAAAACACAUCAAGGUAUCCACCUAGGAAACUAAGACCCAUUGAACACACCGUAAAGGGCUGUCUACAAGAGAUUUCAUAUCCCCCGACGCCGCCACUUGUGAAGCACUUCCGCAGCACCUUACGGGCAGGACCAAGACCCGUCAAACGGCCUUUAUGGAGGGUGGUAGACCCAGAGCUUAUCAACUCCAUGGUUCAUGGCAUCAGAACCAACGCAACCGACUCUCUGGGCAACGACUUGCUGUUUCCUCCCGACAAGUCAAUCUUCCAGCACAAGAUAAAUGAACUUAAAGAGUCUGUUUAUGCUUCGAGUAAAGUUCUGCUGGGCCGAACACCGGCCCCGUUUUCUGAGUUUCCUGACUGGGUCAACGAAGGAACUACAUUUGGAGAUAAAGUAGUUAGAGAAUAUGAGAUGGGUGAAGUCUUGUUCCCUCCAAAAACAGCAGAGGAGUUGGAGUUACAAGCCAUGAACAUUGGAGGGUUUGAUUUUAGUGACGUCCAUAAAGGCAAGACGUUUGGGGAUCCCACACCCCACUGCAACAAUGGCAGUUAUACUGCCAAAACUAUGCACUGGUUAGGAGAAUCACACAAGUUUCACAAUCCACAUCCUCCUUGGAAGAGAUCUGGAAACAAGGAAAAGUUGGCAUUGGAAACUGGCAACCCCAGCUGCAUUCGUGGUAGGAGGAAAAUUCCUCUUCCCGUUCCACCUGACCACACAUUUGGAUAUACCCCUCCAGUGGAUCCAUGGGGAGCUGGAGAUCUUCUCCACAACGCUGAGCCGGGGACGUUUGUUCGAGGUCCAGAUUGGCAGCGAACCGCGAUUGGUGUAGCAAGACAAUUCCUCAAGAGGGUCAACUAUAACAACUUUCCCAGUCUGCUGAAGGCUUUCCAAUAUUAUGACAAGAAAGGAAGGGGCCUGAUCGAUAAAGAAGAUCUGUGGGUAGUUUGUCGUGAGUUCAACCUGACCCUGAAUGGCAAACUUCUGGAUGGCGUGAUGGAGUUUUGCGAUGUAGACAAAGAUGGAUUCCUCAACUUCAUAGAAUUUGCUAAUUUUCUAACAUUUAAGGACAUGAUGCCCCUCCGUGAGACUCAUUACGGAUUACCUCCAAUCAGUAUGAACGAGAAGAUAUCAUCGGAUUUAUCGAAAUUUGUUCCCUCACUGUCCUUGUACGGGCCUGACGACUUGGUGCCAUUGGAGCCAGGCAGCUCAAAGAAUGUUAUCAGGACCAUCAGGAGACCCAGACCAGAUUUAGACUUUGUAUCCUCCACCAGUGAUGAGCUGCCCACACUUAGUGGUCGCACCUACGGGAUCCCAUCCAUACGCUAUGACCUUCUACCUCCACUCAUGAGACGAAUCAACGACAGAACGGACUACGGGGAUUUAGCCACACUUCCAGAGCUCCUGCAGCCAUCAAUGCAUGAUCUCUAUGGAGUUGACGCAAAGCAUUUCUUCAGUCCUCGAACCAAACAGGAGAUUGAGGAGAUUUUCAGAAAUAUCGGUGUGAGCAUUUCUGACGAGAUGUUUGAGGAGGCGUGGAAGCUGGCGUCCAUGAAGAAACCCAACGGAGAAGUUUCUGUCGAGCUUUUCCGUCAGACACUAAAGGAACUAAAUGCUAUUUAAAAAAAUUAUUCAUAAUUAGGCCCAAGCAGCAAAGUGCUGCAAAGGACUGUUUAUUUUUAUGAUUCUGUCACUCUAAAGUGGUGGGUUUCUGGAGGCUUUAUUAUAUUCAAAAACUCACCAAACUUGGAAUAUGCGUCGUCUGCAAAAAAUGUACGUAUUUUAAGAUCGCUGCAAAAAUUGCAUAAGAAACGGCUCUACAGCGCCACCUAGCAACUUUCAAAACACCCUUCAGAAUGACCUUGCUUCAUCAUAGAGACAUGAAUUUUGGUACACUUGUAGAGCCUGCUCGCCACGAAACACAAAACUUAUAUCUCCAACACAAAAAACUCACACAGGCACCAUUCUUUCAGCGUUUGACCAUCAUCGGGUGCCUACAAUGCCACACCCCCUGAGAACAGGAAGUGUCAUGUCUGUAACGUCGUUGCCAUACUUUUGGCUCUAAAUUCCACAGUUCCAAGCCGAACUGCACCACACUCACUAGGAUUGAUCCUUAUCCACACCCCAACAGGAAUCCAUAACAUUCGUUAGUGGGCGUGGCCUAAUUUCUCAACAGCACUCCCUAGAAGUUUUUACGUGACAGCCUCAAGCAAUGCUUUAAUCCAGAAUUUUGAAACAUGGUACACAUGUAUUUCUUGUCAGGACCUACAAAAAGGUCUCUUAGAGCCAUGGUCCAAACCCAACAGGAAGUCGGCCAUUUUGGGUCAAAGCUGCUAAUUCUUCUUUUUUAUAGAUGUAUCUGAUCAAAUUUGUCGGACAGUUUUUGAGAAACAGACUUCAAAAUCACUCAGGAGAGUCUUGAGACAUUGAAAGUUGAAAGUUAUCACAGGAUUGUACAUCAAAGCAUGUGGGCGUGGGUAAGUGUCAAACUUUGACUAUUCGCCAUGAAAUAUCAAGGUGCAAUAACUUCCACACAUAAGGUCACAGCUGCAUCACACUUUCUAUGUCUCAUUAUAAGCCAUCCCUGAUCACAUUCACAUGAUCAACUGAUGACAUGAGCCCUGCCCCAUUUCCAACAGGAAGUCGCCUUUUUUUUCUACUGGAUGCCUUACUUUUACUCGUUGAUUCAUUUAGCUUUAAAUCUGUCACAUACAAUGACAUGAUGAUGAAUUCUGUCAAUGCUGAUUGCUGGCUGAACCAUGGCCAAAUACCUCACCGUUUGCGUACGAUCAUCUCUGAAUCAUACAGCAUUAUGAUUGACUUUUGUGAAUCUCUACAGAGCCCAAUAACAUCACAUUGUGAUUUGACUCCAUUGCGCCCCCUUGGUUAAUCCAUCAGCUAUAUCUCCUCACCGCAUCGGCCGAUCUGCACCAGAUUUUUUGUGCGUCGUCAGGGAGCGCUGCUGAUCGCAUCAAUGCGUAUCACCUGGUGAACGGAUGUAGGAGCUGUGCGAGAGCAGCUGCGGUGGAUGGAGGGCGGCGGCGUCAGAGCUCCCACGGUCGGCAGGAGGCUGGAGCAGCGCUGAGCUGCGAGGGCCGCUCAACGCCGCUU